This is a messenger RNA of Geodia barretti, 324 nucleotides long. The record is from the annotation of a GenBank genome assembly. NCBI's taxonomy places the organism in Eukaryota, Metazoa, Porifera, Demospongiae, Tetractinellida, Geodiidae.
AUGAAGAACAUCGGCAAGAUGCUGAAGCAGGCGCAGGCCAUGCAGACCAAGAUGGCCGAGCUGCAGGAGAGUCUCGGCACGCUCGAGAUCGAGGGAACCGCCGGUGGCGGCCUGGUGCGGGUGACGCUCACGGGCAAGGGGGAGAUGCGCCGCCUCUCCAUCGACCCGGCGCUGGUGAAGGACGACGAGGUGGAGGUGCUGGAAGACCUCAUCGUCGCCGCCUUCAACGACGGCAAGGCCAGGGUCGAGCAGCUCGUUCAGGAACGGAUGGCCGAGGUCACCGGCGGCCUCAAACUGCCGCCGGGUCUCGACCUCGGUCUUUGA